Messenger RNA from Corticium candelabrum, 695 nucleotides. RefSeq names its product ankyrin repeat domain-containing protein 2-like. NCBI's taxonomy places the organism in Eukaryota, Metazoa, Porifera, Homoscleromorpha, Homosclerophorida, Plakinidae. Gene Ontology annotation, molecular function: protein binding; ubiquitin-protein transferase activity. The transcript has 2 exons. Gene Ontology annotation, biological process: intracellular signal transduction; protein K6-linked ubiquitination. Gene Ontology annotation, cellular component: BRCA1-BARD1 complex; BRCA1-A complex. Bases 1 to 603 code for a protein of 200 amino acids. The record is from RefSeq and is a predicted model, not a curated record.
AUGAGCCCGGAAGACAAACUCGUUUUCGCUGCUUCGUGUGGGGAUAUUAGGCGGAUAGUUGAGCUAUAUAAUAGUGGUGUUAGCGUUAACAGUUGUUUCUCAACUACCGGAAGCACGGCUUUAAGUCGUGCUGCUCGUCACGGGCAUCUUGAUGUCUGUCGCGUGUUGGUCCAACUUGGAGCUCAAGUGUAUGACUCAUUAUCAAGAAAUGCGUCCUCAUUACAUAGUGCAAGCGGUGGAGGACAUGAAGAGAUUGUUUCGUAUUUACUCUCUGUUGGAGCACGAGUCAACAGCAUGAAAUCUGAGAACGAUGAGACUGCUGGUCACGUGGCUGCGAGAUGGGGAAGGCGUGGUGUGCUGGAGAUAUUGUGGAAGAAUGGAGCCGAUUUUAGAUUGAAGAGUAUCAAGGGAAGGAACGUAGUGGAGGAGGCAUUGCACUGGGGAGAAGAUGAGACGGCUGACUGGGCAAGACGGAAGACAGAAAAUUCGCGAUCUCUGCAGUUGUGCUGCAAGUUGGCAAUUAUUCACUUUUGUGGUCGGACAAACAUACUGCAUUUGCCAUUACCACAACGAUUGAAGGAUUAUUUGAAACAAACUGCAUAGCUACAUCUCGCAAUGUAACUCAACUUUGUAGCAAAGUGUUACACACUAAUUAUUAAAUUAUUUUAAUUUGGAAAUAAAAUUUUUAUAUUGAU